Saccharomyces cerevisiae S288C is the source of this 2292-nucleotide messenger RNA. It is a transcript of the gene RIX1, whose product is annotated as Rix1p. The coding region runs from base 1 to 2292 and encodes 763 amino acids. The transcript has a single exon. NCBI's taxonomy places the organism in Eukaryota, Fungi, Ascomycota, Saccharomycetes, Saccharomycetales, Saccharomycetaceae. The record is from RefSeq and is marked reviewed. Gene Ontology annotation, cellular component: nucleus.
AUGUCAGAGGAAUUUAUCGCAGUUUCUACUUUGGCUAGAAACCUGGAAAUUGCCAAGGGUAAUGAGUUUCAUACCAUUUUGGCGACUUUAAGAUCACCAGUUUAUAUCAAUGAACAGCUGCUAAAAUCCGAAUUGAGCUUCCUUGUUACAAAAAUCCUAAAACUUAUCAGAUCAGGCAAUGACUUUGAUCUUUGGAAAGGAUGUCACACCUCUGUUGUGACUUGCGCCUAUAAUCCACUGGUCUUAUCGACUCAUGGAGGUCAAUUGCUUGCUGCCAUUUAUUCCAGAUUGGAACAGAAGACGGGUUUCUAUUCUUCGGUUAUUUCUUCAUCACAUGGAAAGCAGCUAUUCAAUACCCUUAUUUCUUCUGUAGCGAUUAUCAUUGAUUUAAUGAAGAAUAAACCUACGUUAUCGAGAGAAGCACUGGUUCCCAAAUUAAAGGCUAUCAUUCCAACGUUAAUUACAUUGUCUCAAUACGAGCCCGAACUUGUUCUACCAGUACUACAGAGGAUAUUGAAGAGAAACACUACAACAUUUAAGCCAUUUACCAACAAAUUCCGCACUGUGUUAAUCAAUUUAAUCAUAUCAGACUAUGCUUCUUUAGGCACUAAGACGCAGAGGCUUGUUUGCGAAAACUUUGCUUAUUUGCAUUUGCUGAAAAUUCAGGUUAGUGAUACUAGCGAUGACGAAACUCAAGCACAUCACAAAAUAUAUGCUGAUUCUAAUUGGAGAACAGGAUUAAUGUCCAUCUUAUCACAAUUCAAGCCCAUAAUUCAAUUAUGUGGAGAAAUCUUGGAUUUUGAACAAGAUAAUGAGCUGUAUAAACUAAUUAAAAGUUUACCGGUUAUCGAUGAAUCCAAUAACAAAGAAGAAUUUUUACCCUCAUUGAAAUUAGACUUCAACGCACCUUUAACUUUAUGGGAAAUUCCACAACGUUUGUCCUUAUUGGCUGACAUGCUUGUUGCUUUCAUCUCUUUACCAACUCCCUUUCCCAUUCGAGUUCCGCUGGGUGGUAUUAAUUCCCUUUGUGAAGUUUUGUUGGGAGUUAGUAACAAAUAUUUACCGUUAAAAAAAGAAUUGCGUCAUGAUAAUGAACUAAAUGGGGUCAUCAAUACCAUCUUACCUCAAAUACAAUUUCAAGGCAUUAGGUUAUGGGAAAUUAUGGUUUCAAAAUAUGGCAAAUGCGGUUUAUCAUUUUUCGAAGGAAUCCUUUCUUCCAUUGAACUUUUCAUUCCAUUAAAAAAGAAAAGUAACAAUGAAAUUGAUUUUAAUGUUGUUGGGUCUUUAAAAUUUGAGUUUGCUACUGUUUUCAGAUUGGUAAAUAUGAUUUUGUCUCAUUUAGGCCACCAACUGAACAUAAUCAGCGUCAUAUCCCAAUUAAUCGAAGUGGCGUUGUUCUUAUCUCAUGAUAAAACAUUGAUUGAUUCUUUAUUCAAAAAUCGUAAAAGCAUCAUGAAACAACAGACUAAAACAAAACAAUCAAAGAGGAGUAAAAGUGCCGAAGGUGCAUUUUCUGAUAUUUAUACGCACCCAGAGCUAUUUGUGUGUAAAAAUUCCAUGAAUUGGUUCAAUGAAAUCAAUGAUUUUUUUAUUACUGCACUAAAUAAUUGGAUUUUGCCUUCAACUCCACAUAUUCAAAUUUUGAAAUAUAGUAUCACGCAAUCUUUAAGAUUAAAGGAAAGAUUUGGUUAUAUUCCAGAAAGCUUUGUUAAUCUCCUGCGUUGCGAGGUUCUUCACCCAGGUAGUGAACGUGUUUCAAUUUUACCGAUUGCAAUAUCACUAUUAAAGAAUAUCAAUGAUGAUAUGUUUGAAUUACUGUGUCAUCCAAAAGUGCCAGUCGGUAUGGUGUACCAGUUGCACAAACCUUUGGACUUAGGCGAAGACGGGGAAGUAAGGGAUGAUAUCAACAAGAAGGAGGUUGAAACGAACGAAUCAUCCUCAAACGCCAAUACUGGCCUGGAGACUUUAAAAGCGUUAGAAAAUUUGGAAAAUGUUACAAUCCCUGAACCCAAACACGAAGUCCCAAAGGUCGUCGAUGAUACUGCCAUAUUCAAGAAAAGGUCAGUAGAAGAAGUCAUUGAAAGAGAGUCUACAUCUUCACAUAAGAAAGUGAAAUUCGUUGAAGAAACAACCGUGGAUAAUGGCGAAGAAUUGAUUGUAAAAAAAGCUGUAAGCCAAACUAAGGAAGAAGAGAAGCCAAUGGAGGACAGUGAAGAUGAAGAACAGGAGGAGUUUGAAAUUCCCGCUAUCGAAUUAAGUGAUGACGAAGAGGAGGAGGAAGAAGAAGAAUAA